Messenger RNA from Angiostrongylus costaricensis, 438 nucleotides. Lineage: Eukaryota; Metazoa; Nematoda; Chromadorea; Rhabditida; Metastrongylidae. The record is from the annotation of a GenBank genome assembly.
AUGAAUAUUGGAUUCAUUCGAACAACUAACAAUCCAAAUCGGAGGUUUACGAUUGAUGAAAUGUGGAUCAACACCGGCUUUGACAAUAUUCGUCGUUUACUAGUCGAAAAGUUUUAUACGGACUUAAAGAAGUUCUACAGAGAAGACCGUAUAUUCUUCAAGGUAAUCAUUGGAGAUUUGAACGCCAAGAUUGGACAAAGAAGAAGGUCUGAGGAACGUCACAUUGGGACCCAUGAAUUAGAAUGGAACGAACAGGGUGAGCGUCAAUCUGAGUUUAUCAUGGCGACCAAGACCAUCCGUGGUAACUCUCAGUUCCAGAAGCACAACCCUCAACGCUGGACGUGGGAGUCUCACUAUGGAGAGUAUCAUAACGAAAUAGACCGCAACAUAGUAAACAGGUUUUGCCUAACCGAUGUCGCUGCUGUCCUAAAAUUCUGA